Sclerotinia sclerotiorum 1980 UF-70 is the source of this 2175-nucleotide messenger RNA. RefSeq lists its product as hypothetical. The record is from RefSeq and is a predicted model, not a curated record. The coding region runs from base 1 to 2175 and encodes 724 amino acids. Gene Ontology annotation, cellular component: cytosol. The transcript has 5 exons. Lineage: Eukaryota; Fungi; Ascomycota; Leotiomycetes; Helotiales; Sclerotiniaceae. Gene Ontology annotation, molecular function: FMN binding; flavin adenine dinucleotide binding; NADPH-hemoprotein reductase activity.
AUGUUUGAAAUUCUCAAUGGUCAACGACAUGAUAGGAGUGCACUCAUCCUUUACGGUACUGAAACUGGAAACUCUCAAGAUGUGGCAGAGGAACUGGGACGUGUGAUAGAAAGACUUCAUUUCAUGACUAGGGUGUGCGAGAUGGAUGAAGUUGAUAUUAAAGAAUUGUUAAAGUAUCAAUUUGUUAUAUUCACAAUAUCAACUACCGGACAAGGGGAAUUCCCAAAGAAUUCGAGGAAAUUUUGGAACAGUCUUUUGAGAAAACGUUUGCCUCCUAACUGUUUGAGUCACGUGAACUUCACCACUUUUGGUCUUGGUGAUAGUUCGUAUGCAAAGUUUAAUUUUGCAGCUCGUAAACUACACAAAAGGUUGGAACAAUUAGGUGGGAAUGAAAUAUAUCCUAGAGGUGAAGCUGAUGAACAACAUGAAGAAGGUGUUGAUGGAACUUUCCUAUCUUGGUAUAUUGACCUUAGAAAGAAACUCCUCGAAUUAUAUCCAUUACCAGACGGCUUAGAACCAAUUCCUGAUGAUGUUCUUCUCCCUCCGAAAUAUUGGCUAGAGCUUAAAAAUGAAUCUACUACGCUUACUGAGAAAUUAAAUUCACCACCUGAUAAUAGUGGCGAAACUGAUCAAACAGAUUUGGAUUCUUUAAACAGUAAAAUUGACGGAAAAUCUCAAAAAACCUCCAUUUCAGAAGACGGAACAAUGUCAAAUAUAUCUGGCUUUGGACUUGGCCUUCGAUUUGACCAUGGAUAUGACGAGCCAAAACCAUCAAAUCGAUUGACCGGGCCCUACAAACAUGAUGAACUAGAAAGUGUCGAUAGGGUGUUGCCUGAAAGCGGAAACUUCACAGAUGUCCACAACGGAGUUCAUGCCAUUAUCCAUAAGAACAAGCGUAUCACUCCUCUAAGUCACUGGCAGGAUGUUCGCGAAAUCACCAUAGCAGUACGAAGCCGAGAAUUCUCACCAUGGCCUGGAGAUACCAUGUCAAUUUAUCCUAAAAACUUUCCUGAGGAUGUCCAGACUCUCAUUGACUUGAUGGGAUGGAAUGAGGUUGCAGAUGUGAAGUUACACUUCAAGCCAAGAUCACCAGAUUGGUUCGGCGCCAAAAACUUGGUAUCAUCACAGAAGGAUCUGCAUCUAGUGGAUGAAGACCAAACACUACGAGAACUAUUGAUUCAUAAUCUUGACUUUCAAGCUAUUCCCAAGCGUCAUUUUUUCGAAAUUAUGGCAAAUUAUACAGACGACCCGACGCACAAAGCACGUCUCCUCGAGUUUCGGGAUCCUCUCUACACUGACGAACUCUACGACUAUACUACUCGCCCUCGUCGCAGUAUUCUUGAAUGUCUUCAAGACUUCCCAAGUGUCAAGCUUCCAUGGAAAGAUGCCACCACCAUUUUCCCCAUAAUUCGAGCUCGCGAAUUCAGCAUUAGCUCAGGUGGUAUCAUGCACAUCGCCCCUGAAGACUUAAAAAAAAAUGCUAAAAACGUAAGAGGUUCUAAAAGAUCCAAAGAUGUCGAAGCUCUCGAUAAACCUAUGAAAGAAUAUCACUUCCAAAUCCUCGUCGCCAUUGUCAAAUACCGCACCGUUCUCCAAAAAGUCCGCAACGGCCUUUGUUCCCGCUAUUUAGCCACCCUUCCUGAAAAAUCAGUUAUCACUAUCAGUUACAACAGUAACUCAUCUUUCUACAAAGCACCCGGGGUCCUGCCAGAACGUCCUCUCAUCUUGGUUGGUGCAGGGACCGGAAUUGCUCCUCUUCGAUCAUUGAUCUGGGAACGCUCCAAGAAAAUGUUAUCCUCCCCGGCUGGGAGACCAGUAUUCGGCAAGACCCUUCUCAUAUAUGGUGGCCGCAAUCGCGAUGCAGAUUACUUUUACGGUGCUAACUGGGCUGAUUCUUCCUUGGGAGUAGACGCACAUCCAGUCUUCUCAAGAGAUGGCCCGCAAAAGGUCUACGUACAGGAUGAGAUUAGGAAACAAGGACAACAGAUUGCAGAUCUCUUGACAAAACAUAAUGCCCUCAUUUAUGUAUGUGGUAGCUCUGGGGGUAUGCCCAAGGCAGUCAGAUUAGCUUUCUUGGGCGUCUUGCAGAAGUAUGGAGAUAUGAGUUUUGAGGAGGCAGAGAAUUUUGUUGCGAAUAUGGAGAGGUCGAAAUUUUAUAUACAGGAGACGUGGUAG